AUGUCUUCCGUCAUGCAUUCGUCUUAUCAUCCUCAAUCGCACCCCGUUGACGCCGAGCGUGGAAGUUCAGCUCAGGACAAGGCCAUGUUACAACGGCAGUACAGAGCAAACGAAAAGGAAGCACUCGCGCAACUCCAAAAAUCACUUCGUGAUAUAACUCGAAGCACUGAUAAUCUGACUCGACUUGAGACAAUUGUCAAAGCCACAGAGGUGAUCAAGCACCUUCAUCGUCGCUUGAAGGAACUCCAGAAAUCGCCGUAUGCACAGCCUGACGACAGUGCAGCAGUCUUCAACAGUCAUCCAGCGCAAGUCCACCAAUUGCCCGACUGGCCGUGGCUCAAUGAUUUUGAGUUCAAUGCAACCGAUGGGUUCAGCUGGCGAUAUGUAUGA
Suillus paluster is the source of this 390-nucleotide messenger RNA. RefSeq lists its product as uncharacterized. Gene Ontology annotation, molecular function: protein dimerization activity. The transcript is spliced from 3 exons. NCBI's taxonomy places the organism in Eukaryota, Fungi, Basidiomycota, Agaricomycetes, Boletales, Suillaceae. The record is from RefSeq and is a predicted model, not a curated record. Bases 1 to 390 code for a protein of 129 amino acids.